Abrus precatorius (Indian licorice) is the source of this 1717-nucleotide messenger RNA. RefSeq names its product PAP-specific phosphatase HAL2-like. The coding region runs from base 150 to 1529 and encodes 459 amino acids. The transcript has 3 exons. Lineage: Eukaryota; Viridiplantae; Streptophyta; Magnoliopsida; Fabales; Fabaceae. The record is from RefSeq and is a predicted model, not a curated record. Gene Ontology annotation, molecular function: 3'(2'),5'-bisphosphate nucleotidase activity. Gene Ontology annotation, biological process: sulfate assimilation; phosphatidylinositol phosphate biosynthetic process.
AAUCCCAAUAUCCCAAUUUAUUUUUGCUUCUCUCCCUUUCAAGUUUCAACAUCAAAAUAAAAACAGUAAAAAAGGAAAGGAAAAAUCACAAUUGAAUAUUGAUAAGGUUGGGAGAGUGAGAUAGAGAUUGUUGUCUACUUGACAUUAUAAUGUCUUUAUUACAUUGUUCAAGCUUGGGUACAAAACUCCCACGUACGAGGAAGGUGUACGCUGAUGCCUUCACACUUACCCAUGUAGUAAGACAACGAGGUUUUUGCUCCAUCUAUAAAGUGCCCUUCAAACUCUCAACGCAGCGCAUUGGUUUUGUAUCAAAAUUGGACCAAAUUUGCUCUUCUCCUGUGAUGGAAGAUGAACACAAAAACUUGGGUCUUCUCUCUGAGGCAGAGGUGAAUUCCAAGGAAUUGGAGGUUGCUGUGAGAGCAGUGCAAAUGGCAUGUUCCCUCUGCCAGAGAGUGCAGGACACUUUGAUUUCCAAGACUGCCACUAAUCAUCUUCAGGUGCACUCCAAAGAUGACAAAUCUCCUGUUACAGUUGCAGAUUGGAGUGUUCAAGCAAUUGUCAGCUGGAUGUUGUCAGAAUGUUUAGGGUGUGAAAAUAUCUCAAUUGUAGCUGAAGAAGAUGUUCAAACUCUCUCCAAGGCUGAUGCAUCAGAACUGUUAGAAGCUGUGGUUAAGACUGUGAAUGAAUGUCUAGCUGAAGCGCCUCGAUUUGGAGUUCAGAAGCCAAAAUCAACUCUUGGAACUUCAGAAGUUCUUGAAAUCAUUAGUCGCUGUAACUCAACUGGAGGUUCCACUGGAAGAUUUUGGGUACUGGAUCCUGUUGAUGGCACGUUAGGCUUUGUACGUGGAGAUCAAUAUGCUAUAGCUCUAGCACUCAUAGAAGAUGGAGAAGUGAAACUUGGUGUUCUUGGAUGUCCUAACUACCCAAUGAGGAAGGAAUGGUUAAGUUAUCAUCACCGAUAUCAUAGGAUUGUAUCCAAGUUGACUCCUCCAACUUCUGAAACUUGGAACAAAGGUUGUGUGCUAUAUGCUAAAAGGGGUAGUGGGAAGGCUUGGAUGCAACCUCUGCUCCAUGUCAAUAAGAUGUUUGUGUGGCCAAACCAUGCUAGAAGAGUUUCUGUUUCUUCCAUUGACAAUCCUGCACUGGCCACUUUUUGUGAACCGGUUGAGAAGGCCAAUUCAAGCCAUUCUUUUACUGCAGGGCUGGCUGACAGUGUUGGUCUCAGGAAACAGCCCUUAAGAGUAUACAGCAUGGUGAAAUAUGCAGCAAUAGCUCGGGGGGAUGCUGAGGUGUUCAUGAAAUUUGCAAGGGCUGGUUACAAGGAGAAAAUAUGGGAUCAUGCUGCAGGUGUUAUUAUCAUACAUGAAGCUGGUGGGAUGGUAACAGAUGCUGGAGGACAUCCCCUAGAUUUUUCAAAAGGCUUAUAUUUAGAAGGCCUUGAUCGUGGUAUAGUUGCUUGUUCUGGAGCCACACUACAUAGAAAGAUAAUCAAUGCUGUUGAUGCCAGUUGGGGUUCUUCUAGCCUUUGAGGCUGUUUCGAUUAACAGAAAUGUAUACACAACAAAUAAUGUUAAUAUAAUUCAUCUUUUGUUAUCUCCUUUACAUAAUAUCUUAAGAUCCCCCUGCUUCACCUUCAGUUAUUUUUUAUGUUUUGCUAACAGCAUAUGAGCUUGUUAGCCUGAAAUUACUAUUGUUUGGCAUUAAUAACACGAAGUUU